CUUACUUGUUGGCUAAGCACUUGUGUGACUCAUGGCGCAACACACUUGUUUGGAAGUCAAUCGCGGGAAAAAGCGCCCCGCAGAGAACGAGCCCGAAGGGGACCAACCUUUGGCUAAAAGAUUUGGACAGUUGCACAUCAAUUCUAUAACAUCCAGCAACAUGCUUAGUAAUCAUGAUAGCCUUCCUGCAUCUGAGAUGAUGUUGUUGGAUGAUACAAAGCACACAGUUUAUAUACAUGAUCUGGCUAAGGAGUUGGCCAAUUCUGAGCCAACAGACUAUUCCGUUGAAAUCCUACCAGGAAUUAUGGAUGACAUUGUAACAAUUCCGCAACUUUUGGUGACAAGGCCUGAGCCUCAGUGCAAAGAUCUUGUCCUUUACACAGAACCUUCAUCAUUGUUGGUUCCAAGGGUGGAGGGGGGUAUGCAGAAAGCUGUAAUGGCUACGAGGGAGUAUGAUGGGGAAUCUCAAUAUACACGCUGUAGCUCGCUUCAAAGCAGGCACAGCUAUCCAGCUGUAAUUGGGGACAAGGACACCAGUGAUAUGAUUCAGGGCUUGAAUAAUGGUGGUGGUGACGUGAUGGAAGUUGAUGUCAAUUGCUAAGUUAUGAAACAAAUACUUCCACUGUCUUCGUCUAACUUUCAUCCUUUAUUGUUCAAUAUGGUAUUGUCAGGGAUAUUCAGCAAGCCAAUCCAUCCACAUAUCUUUA
This is a messenger RNA of Aspergillus heteromorphus CBS 117.55, 707 nucleotides long. RefSeq lists its product as uncharacterized. The transcript has 2 exons. The record is from RefSeq and is a predicted model, not a curated record. The coding region runs from base 32 to 601 and encodes 189 amino acids. NCBI's taxonomy places the organism in Eukaryota, Fungi, Ascomycota, Eurotiomycetes, Eurotiales, Aspergillaceae.